AUGCAGCCAUCCCAGCCGCAGCAGGAUCUGCCUGCCGGCUUGGCCUAUCCGCCAGCCCAGCAUCCAGGAUCCACCGCGACCACCUACUUUGCCUACCUCCCGUCUCCUUCAAGAUGGACCUUCACGCAGGGGCUCAUUGUCGGUCAAGUCUCCAUGGUCAUCGUCGCACUUCUGCUCAUUCGCUAUGUUAUCUUCGAGGAUUCGGCUACCGCGCUGGAAAAGGAAAGGCUCAUGCGUCUCAAAGUCUCGCAACGUCGGUCAAAGCUGCACGCCAAAUCCUUACUCCAAGGUGCUAGGCGAUCCCACACGGCAGCUUCAUCCUCCUCGCUGCGCAAAUCGCCACGAGUUUCUUCCGACACCAAAGCAUCCAUGUUUGCCAACAUCCUCGACAAGACCGUCUACGACCUCUCGUCCCAUCUUCCAGAGACCACCGAUUGGCUCAACGUCAUGUUUGCCCAAGCCAUCGCAGGCUAUCGUGAAGAUGUACUGGCGGGCGGGGCGUCGACUAGCUAUCACUCUGGGGCCGAUGCCGCUGCUCGUUCCUCACUCCCUAUCGAGCCACAAAAGGAGAGAACGGCCCGCGACUUGAUGGAAGAGAUCCUCAACCGUGCCUCUUCCUCUUUCCUCGACCCCAUCCGCGUCACCGAAGCCGACUUUGGAGACGCAUAUCCCAUCUUCACAAACGCUCGUGUGCGUCCAGCAGAUGACACCGGCCGCACACGCAUCGAGAUCGACGUCGACUACUCGGACCAGAUCACCCUCGCCAUCGACACAAAGCUCCUCAUCAACUUCCCAAAGCCCAGAUUCGCAGUCCUUCCCGUAUCGCUCAGCCUCACCAUCGCACGCUUCUCCGGCACCUUGGCGAUCGAGCUCUUUUCGUCCGACCCCAAUGCUACCGUGCUCCCUACCGCAACUCCCAAUCGAGCAUCUUCCGCUUCGCCGCCACGCUCGCGCCAUCAGCUUCACUUUUCACUCCAUCCCGACUUUGCCCUCGAAGCGUCAGCUUCAAGUCUUCUUGGGUCAAGAGCAAAGCUACAGGAUAUUCCAAAGAUAGAACAGCUUCUCAUCUCGCGCCUACGCGGCUGGAUCCUGGAUCGAUUCGUCUGGCCCAGAUACUGGAGUCUUACCCUACCAAACCUUGUGCCCUCACCUUCUGCGGCUGGCGACCACGACAUGCCUAGCAAUGCCGGCCAAGGCCUCAAUGGUCACCCCGACACAGCCUCUGUGGACUCAUCAGGUGGUCCUGGUCAGAUGAAUGUCAGCACAGGCACCGAGAGGCCCGACGACUCUGUCAUUAAGCCCGGCCAUCACGAGUCGACUCGUCAAGAGAUGCUUCACGCCGCUUCUGAACGCUCGUCCCAGGCUAAUUUUCGCCCACCAAAUCCUCGCUCCUCUACCUCCAGCACGCGCAUAAGCGGCAUGGGCGUGCCGAGCGGCAUCGGCAGCGUCGAGGCAUGGAGAGCUCACACUGCAGGCGUGUACGGCCAACCGUCUCAGCAGCAUGCCACCAGUCUCACUCAGGCUGCCUUGUUACGCGCCAACAGCGGCGGCAUAGGUGCGCCAACCCACAGUGCUCCGGGCUCCGACGUCCAGAUCGAAGUACCUGGCAGCUUUCGUGGCUCCGUGGCAGGCACAGGCAUCGGACCCGCUUCAACCAACGGUGCCGCACAUCACACCGGUUUACGGAAUCGACCAGGUUUUGUGCAAUGA
This is a messenger RNA of Pseudozyma hubeiensis SY62, 1710 nucleotides long. RefSeq lists its product as hypothetical. The coding region runs from base 1 to 1710 and encodes 569 amino acids. Lineage: Eukaryota; Fungi; Basidiomycota; Ustilaginomycetes; Ustilaginales; Ustilaginaceae. Gene Ontology annotation, cellular component: ERMES complex; endoplasmic reticulum. Gene Ontology annotation, biological process: phospholipid transport; mitochondrion organization. The transcript has a single exon. Gene Ontology annotation, molecular function: lipid binding. The record is from RefSeq and is a predicted model, not a curated record.